AGAUUAUUAUUAUUAUUGGUCAGGUUGAGUGUAAUUAGAUAUUAUACUUUUGCUCUUCUCCAACUGUGCUUUCUACUCUCUGAAGACAAACCGGUUGGAGAUGUCAGUUUCUUAACACAUGUUUUGUUAUCUGCCCAGGUUGAGUUCCAGGACCAGAGCCAGCUGAUACUAAAACACUCAGAGAUCCAUCAGCUGGACCAGGAACUGCCGAAGAGGGUCAGAGCCAGACUAGCCAUACCUGUACCACAGGAGGAGGUUUCAUCAGCAGAUGAAGCCAAAGCAGCCAAACGCCGGCGCCUGCCUUCAGUCUCGGCCCCAAUGGCCGAAACCUCCGUGGAGAUGACCAACACACCUGCCUGCUCCCUAACUACAGCCCCGGUAGGAGCACAAGCAGCAGAAGAUCACAGUAUUCAUACACUACCGACAUCACUACCUGUAUCCCAGCCCACCACGGCCCCAACCGAUGGUAUUCAGAUGGACGCUGAGACCCCAAUGGACAUGAGCGUCGCUCUCACCGAUGCUCUAACGGAGUCAACCCUGGCUUCGGACCCCACGCUGACGCCACAGUCGACCCCUUUUUCAGUCGACGUUUCCUACAUGGAGACCCUCCUCCAUUCACAUUUCACUCAGGACAGUAGUCAAGGACCCAUGUAUUAACAAGUGACUCCCCUAUAUUAUUACUCUGCCAGUGGAGGCUGAGCCGUUAGGAAGUAAGCCUAUGGAGGUGGAUUCUACUUAGUGCUGUAUUAAUGGACACAACAUUUACUCCACCGGCUCUAAGAGUUCAGGGCGGGAGUGAAAAAAAGACACACAAGCACUCUUUUAAUGCAUGUUAGUUUUCUAUUUUUGAGUUAAUGUAUUUGCAGUGGUGCUUUAGCUUGCUCUGAAGCAGCAGCUAAAGAAGGUUUUUUUUUUUAGUUUUAACAUUAUUAUUAUUAUUAAUAUAAAUUUUUUUGGCGCCGUGUGGGGUUUUUCCGAUUUUGGUCAGCUGCUGUGCUUUUUUCCUCCAUCUUAAACUCCAUACCUCGUUGCAUUAAUUCAAUAACAGCUUCCUGUACUAAAAAAAAUGGGAGUGUGCUAAUUACUUUUACAGCCUCUCAGCACUGAGGCCCCCUGUGGAGCUUUAUUUUCCUUUUUUAAAUCAAAUAACCAGCAACAAAAUAUCUAUUUUUCAAUCUAGCCACUCGUGGCUUUGAAACCGUUUGGUGGAAAUAAAUGAUCACGUCCAUCUUCAGGAUAUUCUCAGUGAGGUGUUUUUCUGUCAGAUUGCAAGAGGUAAAUGGGGAGAAUGAGGUAAACAAAUGUAUUGUUGGGGGAACUCGGUAUUUAAAUGUCUUAGUCAAAUAUUGAACUAAUUAUUUGUGAUGGAAGAACUAUGUUGAAUGCAAACACUAGUACAUUUGUCUGCGGGAUGCAUAGAAACGUUGUGAAGAUGUGUCAUGGUAGUUAACAAAUAAGACCUUUAUGUAUUGGCAUCAUUCAAACUGUCAUUUGGCAGCUCCACUUUUCACACCCAAAACUGUCUCAGGGUUCCUACAUUAGGGAAAUAAAUUUCAUUAUAUCGUCCAAAUCUAGGAAAUGCAGAACAGCCUCGAGAAUGUUACUCAGUCGUAAUUGGAACAGGAAUAUCCUUUGCUUAUUGUCAUAGAUCUAACGUUAACAGUUUGUCCACUACAACGAGUGAUCUCUUUGUUUACUAUCGGCUUUCUCCUAUUAGCACUUCAACUGGCACAAACUAUGAGGUAAAUUUAAAGGAUCAAAGUCUGGAAAAUGUUUAAUAUUUGGAAUAAGGAAGCUAUGUAUUUGUAGGAACCCUACAAUCUGGAAAUAUGUUGCAUCAUUCUUGGUUUAAAUUGUAUAAGUCAAUAUUGUAUAUUAAUGUUUUUUUUUUCUAUUUCUGUAUCAUUUCUAUGUUCAUUUUAUGAAUAGAAUUCACAAACUUGGCUGAUCUAAAAUGAUUUUUUUUGGCCAGAUUUUCAAAGGCAUAUUACUUAGUUUGUACUUUUAAAUACAUAUUUCUUUUCCCGGAUAUGACCAUUUUGUGCUUCACAGGUGCUACUACUGAUGGACUAAGUUUCCCAACACUGUCACCGUGCACAUACUGCAGGCCCUGUGUAUUGUGAAUCAAAUGUGUAAAUGUUACACCUUUCUUUUUCUUUUUUCUGUCACCACAACAGAAAUUUUGGGCCACAAAUGUGUUCCUGUGUCCAAAUGAUAUCGAUCAAGGAAAUUUUAUUUCAUAGGGAUUAAAGUGGGUUGCUAAUCGCCA
Messenger RNA from Anarrhichthys ocellatus (wolf-eel), 2269 nucleotides. RefSeq lists its product as uncharacterized. The annotation marks the transcript as partial. NCBI's taxonomy places the organism in Eukaryota, Metazoa, Chordata, Actinopteri, Perciformes, Anarhichadidae. The record is from RefSeq and is a predicted model, not a curated record. The transcript is spliced from 2 exons.